GUUGUCUGCCGCCCGCGCCGUCCGCCACUCGUUCCCCUGCCGUCCCUGCGGACGCUGCCGCUCCCGCCGCCAUGCUGCCGCUGUUCAGCGUCGUCUCCCUCUCCCUACUGGCGUGUGUCGCCGGCCGGCGCUCGCCGCCGCUGCUGAUGGCACCGCCGCACGUCGGCGACGACCCGCUGCCUCCCGACCAGUGGUACACGCAGCAGCUGGACCACUUUGACGCCAGCGAGACGCGCACCUGGCAGCAGCGCUACCAGGUUAACGACUCGUUCUACCAUCCCGGCGGACCAGUGUUUCUCAUGAUCGGCGGCGAGGGACCGGCCAGCGCUGUAUGGUUGGUGUCUGGAACUUGGAUCGACUACGCCCAGCAGUACGGCGCCCUCUGUUUCCAGCUGGAACAUCGCUUCUACGGCGAUAGCCUGCCCACGGAGGAUAUGAGUGUAGAAAACUUGCGCUACCUGAGCUCGGAGCAGGCGCUGGCCGAUCUGGCCGCGUUCACAGCCGCCAUGACCGAGCAGUACGCGCUGCCCGAAGGCACCAAGUGGGUGUCUUUCGGAGGCUCCUACCCGGGCAGUCUGUCCGCCUGGUAUCGACUGAAAUACCCGCACAUGGUGCACGCGGCAGUCUCCACCAGCGCCCCGCUGCUCGCAAAGACCAACUUCUUCGAGUAUCUCGAGGUGGUCAACUAUGCCAUCCACGCCAAGUCGGGCGACGAGUGCUACGGCAACGUCGAGCUGUCGUUCCAGGCGGUGGAGGACCUCCUGCAGGAUGCCGCCGGCUGGGCCACGCUCACCGACAAGUUCAAGCUCUGCUCCAGUCUGGACGGAACCAACUCGAACGACGUCUCCAACCUGAUGCAGAACCUGGCCGACCUCUGGAGCGGCGUGGUCCAGUACAACGAGGACAACUUCGGCUUCCGCGGCGGCAGCAAGCUGGCCAACAUCACCAUCAACACGCUCUGCGACAUUAUGAACGACGCCGACACCGGCUCGCCGCUCGACAGACUUGUCGCCAUCAACGACCUCAUGAUGGACGCCUACGAGGAGACGUGCCUCGACUUCAGCUACGACAGCAUGAUCGCCGCCAUGCGCGACACCGACUUCAGCAGCGCCAACAACACAGGCAUGCGCCAGUGGAUCUACCAGACGUGCACCGAGUUCGGGUGGUACCAGACUACCGAGUCGGCCGACCAGCCGUUCGGGAGCCGCCUGCCGCUGCCCUUCUCCAUUCAGCAGUGUGUCGACGUGUACGGCGCCCAGUUCGAGCAGACCUUCAUUGACGCCGCCGUGGCGGCCACCAACACCGACUAUGGCGCUCGCCAGCUGCCCGCCAAGCGCGUCGUGCUCGUCAACGGCAGCAUCGACCCGUGGCACGCCAUGGGCAUCAUCGAGAGCUCCGACCCGGACCGGCCGGCCAUCUUCAUCAACGGCACGGCUCACUGUGCCAACAUGUACCCGGCGCGGGAGGAGGACCUGCCCGGGCUAACGGCGGCGCGCCAGCAGAUCGGCGAGCUCAUCGGAAAGUGGCUUCAGGAGGACUGAGCCUCAGAGGGCUGAACGUCGCAGGACAACACUGGGGAGUCGCACGGUUGCCGAGGGAGGGGGCACGCCUGUCAGCUCACAUAGUCGCCUGAUGUGUCCAUCCGUCAAACAAAAACUGCCUCAAUUAUAAUCCAACCUCAACCGACCUAAAUACAGAACGGGGCGCAUUAAUUAUACAACGAUGUUUUACUGAUAGUGAUUUUUCUUGGUCAAGCAUGUCUGUGUUAUAUGGAACGAAGUCCAUGUAUAUGAUUUCCUCGGUCCAGCAUUUCUGUUUUAUGGAACGAAGCUCAUGUAAAUACAUUUA
Molecule: messenger RNA, 1848 nt
Organism: Amphibalanus amphitrite
Lineage: Eukaryota; Metazoa; Arthropoda; Thecostraca; Balanomorpha; Balanidae
Product: putative serine protease K12H4.7
Exons: 3
Coding region: 72-1541 (489 amino acids)
Biological process (GO): proteolysis
Molecular function (GO): serine-type exopeptidase activity; dipeptidyl-peptidase activity
Source: RefSeq, a predicted model, not a curated record